GGCUCAGCAGGGCACGGCUCGGAUCGGCUCGGCUCAGCUGGACGCUCUCGCUCGGCGCUGCCGGAGCCGCGCAUCCCGUGGGGAUCAGAGGGCCCGGCUGCCAUGGGGAGCUGCUGCGCGUGGGCACCGCCGCAGCUGCUGGUGCUGAGCGUGUGGCUGUGGGUGAGCAGCGCCGGCCCCACGCUCCCCCCCGGCCCCGCGCUGCGGGUGCGCCUGGCUGGGUACCCCCGCAAGCACAACGAGGGCCGCGUGGAGCUCUUCUACAACGACGAGUGGGGCACCGUGUGCGAUGAUGACUUCACGCUGGCCAACGCGCACGUGCUCUGCCGGCACCUCGGCUUCGUGGCUGCCACCGGCUGGGCCCACAGCGCCAAGUACGGCAAAGGAGUCGGGCGGAUCUGGCUGGACAAUGUGAAUUGUGCUGGAGGCGAGAAGAGCAUCGGGGACUGCAAGCACCGGGGCUGGGGCAACAGCGACUGCAGCCACGAGGAAGACGCGGGGGUCAUCUGCAAGGACGAGCGCAUCCCGGGCUUCAAGGACUCCAAUGUUAUCGAGGCGGAGCAGAGCCACGUGGAGGAGGUCCGGCUGCGGGCGGUGGUGGUGGGCGCCCGGCGGCAGCUCCCGGUGACAGAGGGCAUCGUGGAGGUGCGCUACAAGGACGGCUGGGCACAGAUCUGCGACGAGGGCUGGAGCAGCCCCAACAGCCGCGUGGUCUGCGGCAUGCUGGGCUUCCCUGCCGAGAAGAAGGUCAACAGGAACUUCUACAGGCGGGUGAAGCGCGCAGCUGUGACAAGGGGCCGGAGCCUGCGGCCGGGCAGGAGGCUGGCCUCCAAAUCUCAGCCUAAACAAAAGCGCAGGGAGGACGUAGGGUCCAAGAAGAGGCUGCUGGCAGAGCGGCAGCCCCUCAGGUACCGCCUGCACUCGGUGUCCUGCGCGGGGACCGAGGGGCACCUCUCCAUGUGCGCCUUCGAGUUCUACCGCGGCAACGCCUCGGCCGCCUGCGGCGCGGGCAGCCCCGCCGUGGUCAGCUGCGUGCCCGGGCCGCAGUUCGCCACCGGCAGCGCCCACAGGAGGAAGCAGCGGCAGCAGCAGCAGCAGCAGGGCCAGGUGAGCCCCCCACGGAUCCGGCUGAAGGGGGGGGCGAAGGUCGGGGAGGGCCGCGUCGAGGUGCUCAAGGGCAGUGAGUGGGGCACGAUCUGCGACGACCGCUGGAACCUGCUGUCCGCCAGCGUGGUGUGCCGCGAGCUGGGCUUCGGCAGCGCCAGGGAGGCCCUCACCGGGGCGCGCAUGGGCCAAGGGACGGGGCCCAUCCACAUGAACGAGGUGCAGUGCCUGGGCACCGAGCAGUCCCUCUGGAGCUGCCCCUUCAAGAACAUCACGCAGGAGGACUGCAAGCACACCGAGGAUGUGGCCGUCCGCUGCAACACCCCCUACAUGGGCUACGAGACCCUGAUUCGGCUGAGCGGGGGCCGAAGCCGCUUCGAGGGGCGGGUGGAGGUGGCUGUGGGGGCUGGUGCCGGGGAGCAGCCGCGCUGGGGGCUGGUGUGCAGCGAAGGCUGGGGUACGCUGGAGGCGAUGGUGGCCUGCCGCCAGCUGGGCCUGGGAUUCGCUAACCACGGCUUGCAAAUCCGCCUCUCCGGCGGCAGGACCCCGUUCGAGGGCCGCGUGGAGGUGAAGCGAGGCAGUAAGUGGGGCCUGGUGUGCAGCGAGGGCUGGACCACCAAGGAGGCCAUGGUGGCCUGUCGCCAGCUCGGCCUGGGCUAUUCCCUGCAUGCGGUGACGGAGACCUGGUACUGGGACGCCAGCAACGUGACGGAGAUGGUGCUGAGCGGGGUGAAGUGCACCGGGAACGAGAUGUCCCUGAGCCACUGCCAGCACCACGGCUCCAGCGUCAACUGCAGGAACACGGGCACGCGCUUCGCUGCCGGCGUCAUCUGCUCCGAGACCGCCUCGGACCUGCUGCUGCAUGCGCCGCUGGUGCAGGAGACGGCGUACAUCGAGGACCGGCCGCUGCACAUGCUCUACUGCGCGGCCGAGGAGAGCUGCCUCUCCAGCUCCGCGCGCCUCGCCAACUGGCCCUAUGGGCACCGCCGCCUGCUGCGCUUCUCCUCCCAGAUCCACAACCACGGCCGCGCCGACUUCCGCCCCAAGGCCGGGCGGCACUCCUGGGUCUGGCACGAGUGCCACCGGCACUACCACAGCAUGGACAUCUUCACCCACUACGACAUCCUCACCCCCAACGGCACCAAGGUGGCAGAGGGGCACAAAGCCAGCUUCUGCCUCGAGGACACCGAGUGCGAGGAAGACGUGGCCAAGCGCUAUGAGUGUGCCAACUUCGGGGAGCAGGGCAUCACGGUGGGCUGCUGGGACCUGUACCGGCACGACAUCGACUGCCAGUGGAUCGACAUCACUGAUGUCAGACCGGGCAACUACAUCCUGCAGGUCGUGAUCAACCCCAACUUCGAAGUGGCAGAGAGCGACUUCACCAACAAUGCCAUGAAAUGCAACUGCAAGUACGACGGGCACCGCAUCUGGGUGCACAGCUGCCACAUCGGUGACGCGCUCAGCGAGGAGGCCAACAAGCGCUUCGAGCAGUACCCGGGGCAGCUCAACAACCAGAUCUCGUAGGACGCAGUGCGGGAGACGCCGCGGGGAGCCGGGGCGGGGGCAUCUCCUGCCCUCACCCUGCACAGGGGGGAGAUGCUGCGGGGGCCUGAGCCCAGCACCGCAGCCACUGGGCUCCGCGAGGCUGCCGGGACCCGCAGGCACCCACCCGGCACCGCAGGCACCCCCCAACCACUGCCCAGAGACUGUGCCCACAUCCCCUGGGCCGCGGCGCAUGGGCACAGAGGUCCCGAACCCCACCGUGCCCCCCCCAGCUCCCGGUCACUGCAGCUGCACCUCCCUGCUCCCCAUCGGCCCCGGUUCCUCCCCCGGACCCAGCAGGGAUCUGCAGCCCUGCACGGCCACAGGAGCCCCUCCCGGUGUGGCUGCCCCUGCCCCACAGCCCCUUGCCAUGGUGUGGCUGC
Neopsephotus bourkii (Bourke's parrot) is the source of this 3029-nucleotide messenger RNA. RefSeq names its product lysyl oxidase like 3 (gene LOXL3). The record is from RefSeq and is a predicted model, not a curated record. NCBI's taxonomy places the organism in Eukaryota, Metazoa, Chordata, Aves, Psittaciformes, Psittacidae. The coding region runs from base 103 to 2628 and encodes 841 amino acids. The transcript has 17 exons. Gene Ontology annotation, biological process: inflammatory response; peptidyl-lysine oxidation. Gene Ontology annotation, cellular component: membrane. Gene Ontology annotation, molecular function: protein-lysine 6-oxidase activity; copper ion binding.